UUGAUUGCCUCGACUCCACCACCACCACCACCACCAUCACGCAACAGCGCAUUCUACUUUAUGGAAUUGCCGCACCCAGAAGAACGCCCGCUCAAGAAGCGUAGGUUCUUUGCCGGGAAUUCAUCUCCCAAUCCAAAUCUGCCUGCCCACCCGGCAUCGCCGCACCGUACCCACCCAGUAACAACUGCAUCAUCGCCCGCGAGCAACAAUGUCGUGGAAAGAUUACACAAUGACUUCGAUGGAUUUGAUGUGCAAACACUGCAGGCAGUUGUCGGUGAUUUGUCACUGGAAACGUUGCACAAGCUAAAAGAAGUCAGCGAGAGCAAUGUCCAGAGGGCAAUCAAUUUGUAUUUGGACGGUUCCUGGGCCACAGCACGUCGGCCCUCCACUAUCUUUGCGCCUUUAUCCAAAUCUUCGGUGCAGUCUCGCCGGCUACCUGUCCAGACUACCCUCUCGAGAAAACCCCUGAGGCGUAACGAAUCCGAACGAUCCACCGCUUCAUCAGUCGAUUCCAACUCGUCUGCGUCCAUGGCUCCCAUACUCAAAGCUAUGCCCGAUGAUCGCUAUAUUGGUUCUUUUGGCGCUGCAGGAUGGGCGACGAGAAAUGGCAAAGGGUUGUUGGCUCCUGAGGAAAAGAUCACCAUCUCACGCCAAUUGGCGCCGCCCAAGGCAACCGGCAAGACCCCUAAACGAGUAGCGCAGCUCAAGAAGCAAGAUAUCGUUGUUCGCUUCACCAACGGAAGAGGAGAAGAAGUCGGUCGCUUGGAGAAUGAGUCGGCAAAUUGGAUAUCUACUUUGAUUGACCAGAAUAUAUGUCGAUUCGAAGGCAAGGUCGUUUGGGUUGACAGCCCAAUCAGAACAAAUGAUACAAUCUAUCUUCAAUUGCACGCAUACUUCCUUCGCGAUGCUUUCCAUAAAAAGAAGUUCGACAAGCCAGAUUCCAAUCGCGAAAUCAACCUCUUCGAGCACAAGGAGAGCUCUGAUGAGCGGUCAUUACGGCUACGCCAAGUUGGUCUGGUGAAGCUCUUCGAAGCCAUCAACUUGCAUCCAACCAAGGAAAACGCAACUACCGAGAAGCACAAACGGCAAGGACUGCUGCAAGCUACACAGAAAGACGAGCCGGACAAGUCCAAGCAGAAGAUUCCCAACUCAACCAAUGAUCUACCCUCUUCGCCGCCUUCGGAUGAAGCUGAAGACGGCAAAGAGCUCGAGCAGGACCAGCUCGAUUCUCUUUACCGAAAAGCGCAGUCCUUCGAUUUUGAUACCCCCGAGAUGACUCCUUGUGACACUUUUCGCCUGAGCCUUCGUAAGUACCAGCGACAGGCUCUGCAUUGGAUGGUUGGAAAAGAGAAGGCAGAGGCUCUCGACCACAAAGACGAGAGCAUGCACCCGCUCUGGGAAGAAUAUGAAUGGCCUUCGCAGGAUGCAGACAGCAACUCUGUACCUGUAAUUGAGGAUCAAACCAUGUUCUACGUUAAUCCCUACUCUGGACAACUUUCCCUAGAGUUUCCCAGGCAAGAGCAGAAUUGCCUGGGUGGUAUCCUGGCCGAUGAAAUGGGACUAGGCAAGACUAUCGAGAUGCUGAGUUUGAUACACACGCAUCGAUUGCAACCUUCGAUCGAUGAUUCGUCAAAUACUGCCAAGCAACUUCCCCGACUCUUCAAGAGCGGUGCCGAAGUAGAACCCGCCCCGUAUACCACCUUGGUUAUUGCGCCUAUGUCGUUGCUGGCACAAUGGGAAAGCGAGGCCGAGAAAGCUUCCAACGAGGGCACUUUGAAGACUACCGUCUACUACGGCUCUGAGAAAGCUGUAAAUCUCCAGAAGCUUUGCAGCGCCUCCAAUGGCGCGAAUGCUCCAAAUGUCAUCAUCACCAGCUAUGGUACAGUUCUUUCCGAGUACAAUCAGGUCGUGAAAGCAGACGGUGAUCGCGGUUCGCAUGGCGGCAUCUUCUCUCUCAACUAUUUCCGCAUUAUCCUCGACGAAGCGCACUUUGUUAAGAAUCGGCAAUCGAAAACCGCAAAGGCGUGCUACGAGCUGAGCGCACGACACCGCUGGGUCCUUACUGGAACGCCCAUCGUGAACCGCCUGGAGGAUCUUUUCAGUUUGGUGCGCUUUUUGAAGGUGGAGCCAUGGAGCAAUUUUUCUUUCUGGAAGACAUUUAUCACUGUGCCUUUCGAAGCUGGCGACUUCAUACGCGCCCUUGACGUUGUACAGACCGUCCUUGAACCGCUGGUGAUUCGUCGAACGAAAGACAUGAAGACUCCCGACGGCGAAGCAUUGGUUCCGCUUCCCCCUCGCACAAUCGAAGUGGAGAAGGUUACGCUUUCCCAGGACGAGCGAGACGUAUACGACCACAUAUUCAUGCGAGCGAAAAGAGUGUUCAACGCCGAAGCCGAUCGGGGAAGUCUUUUGAAAUCGUACACCACCAUCUUUGCGCAGAUUUUACGGCUUCGUCAAUCUUGUUGCCAUCCAGUCUUGACCCGGAACGCCGAUAUCGUCGCCGACGAAGAAGAUGCCGCGGCUGCAUCCGAUAUUGCCAAGGGGCUGGCCGAUGAUAUGGAUUUACAAAGCCUUAUCGAACGCUUCACUUCUGAUAGCGAGAAAGACGUCAACCAGUUUGGAGCCAAUGUUCUUAGGCAGAUACAGUCUGAAUCCGAAGCUGAAUGCCCAAUCUGCUCAGAAGAACCUAUGGCAGACCAAGCAGUGACGGGAUGCUGGCACUCCGCUUGCAAAGGUUGUCUCGUAGACUACAUCAAACACCAACGCGACAAGAACGAAAUCCCACGCUGUUUCAACUGCCGCGAACCAGUCAAUGGCCGCGAUAUUUUCGAAGUCAUUCGACACGACCGCCAGCCCAUUUCCGAUGACCCUGCUCUCCAGAGCACCCCAACAUCUGCCACACCACCAAUCUCCACCCAAUCUUCUCGCAUCUCCCUCCGUCGCAUCGGCCUCACUGGUUCCGCAAAAACCCAAGCCCUCCUUACUCACCUCAACGCUCUACAUCGCUCAGCUCCUCUCGCAAAAACUGUCGUCUUCUCUCAAUUCACCUCCUUCCUCGACCUCAUCCAGCCCGCCCUCGACCGCGACCAUAUCCCUUACCUCCGCUUCGACGGUACCAUGUCACAGAAAACUCGCGCCGCUACCCUCACCGAGUUCACGAAUAGCCCUAGACCUUACGUCCUCCUCCUCAGUCUUCGAGCUGGCGGUGUUGGACUGAAUCUUACUUGCGCGAGUCGCGUGUUUGUCAUGGAUCCGUGGUGGAGUUUUGCGGUGGAGGCGCAGGCUAUCGAUCGUGUGCAUCGGAUGGGUCAGGUUGAUUCGGUUAAGGUGGUACGGUUUAUUGUGCAGGGUAGCAUUGAGGAGAAAAUGCUACGGAUUCAGGAGAGGAAGAAGUUUAUUGCUUCAAGCUUGGGUAUGAUGUCGAAUGAAGAGAAGCGUGUCCAGCGCAUCGAGGAUAUCAAGGAACUGCUCAGCUAA
This is a messenger RNA of Periconia digitata, 3477 nucleotides long. The record is from the annotation of a GenBank genome assembly. Lineage: Eukaryota; Fungi; Ascomycota; Dothideomycetes; Pleosporales; Periconiaceae.